GAAGAGUGUUUCUUAUUUGAGCCUCUAACAGAAACAUGCGCUUUUACUCACUCAUGAGUUCUUUAAUUCUCCUUGUUUUACUCCUCUGUAUCUCAGAUUCUGAGAGCCUGAAGACACUGAAGAAUUUAACUGUUAAAACUGGAGAAUCUCUCACUAUUCCAUGUUUUUAUGAUGGAAAAUACAAAUCAAACCUUAAAUACUGGUGUCAGGGGUAUUACUGGUCCACCUGCCAAAUAGUAGCCUAUACAAACACAAGUGGAAGAACAUCAGUCACUGAUCAUCCAAGCCAGAAUAUGUUUACUGUGGAACUAAAUAGUCUUCAAGACUCUGGAUAUUAUUGGUGUGCUGUGGAAAUUGGUAGGAAAUGGACCCCUGAUGACAGGGAUUAUUUGUACCUAACGGUCAGUGCAGAUCCUGCUGUGACUGUGAUAAACAGCAGAGUGAGUGGUCAGGAAGGGGGCAGCAUCAGUGCCCAGUGUCUCUACAGUGCUGAAUAUAAGAAUAAACAGAAGAAGUGGUGCAGAUUUAAAGACUGGAGCUGCUUCACAGUGGGGAGGACUGACACAUCUCAGAAUUCAGCAGUGCUGGUCAGUGAUGAUAGAAAAGGAUCUGUCAGUGUGGAGAUGAGGGGUCUGCAGAAGAGUGAUGCUGGCUGGUACUGGUUCAGUGCAGGAGAUGUGGGGGUUACUGUUCACCUCACUGUCGCUACUAUAGGUGGAGAUGAGAUGCGAAGUAACAAUGAAGGAUCACAGCUUGAUGACACCACACUGGCUCUCACCAUAAUCAUUGGGCUGUUCCUGCUGCUGACAUUGGUUGGUUUGGUCAUCUGGAAAGUUAAGCAUAAACAAAUAUUAACCGCAAAAGGAGGAAGCAGUGGCUAUUCGGCAAAGCCUGAUGUUGUGUACGCUGAUGUCGUCUUCAGUAGAUGGACACAAAGGAAUCCAAACAAGCUCCCUCAGGCUGGCCAUGAUGACAGGGUCAUCUAUAGCUCAGUGAAAACGUCCCAGUGAAGGGAAACCUGUCAGCAUUUGUAUCACUUAAACAGACAGAACAUACCACAUGGGUGCGUGGCUACCCUGAAAUAGAAUUUGAAGAAGUAUGGGGAAGUGUGUGUGUCAAACACAACUCUGUUCUUUUCAAACAGUUGCACAGAUCUACAGCCAAGGAGGAAUUUACGGCCUUCUUCGUUACAUGAAGUGAACAACCAAUCCGAUUGGACCUUAGUUCAGAAAAACUGCAGACUGCAGUGAAACUGUGCAUUCAGACUGUGUAUAUUUGUGUCAGAACUGGCAGUCAUUUUUUUCCCCAUUUAUAGUGGCUUCAUAUUUGAGGACAAGCUAAUUUGUGUUUUAUGUCAUGCUGUCAAUGGUAUCUGUCCAGCAAUGCCACUUUUUCUAAGAGCACUCAGGUGGAAGGACUCAGGGUCCAGCUAGCAUCAUCUACUUUGUAAUGUGAGUUGACCCCUACUAGUGGUCUUUAACCCAAACAUGUCCAAUGACUAAGUUUAGUUUGAUAAGGAAAGUACAGACCUAGUCUGAAAAAAUACCAGUUAUCCUUUGUUUGUAAAUUUGUUUGUAAAUUUCAUGAUGGACUUAAAAAAGUGACCUAAAAUGAAAAGUUUGGUUCCAUUGACUUCCAUUAAAUGUACUUAUUUUCCAUCACCUGUAAAUCAUUUUGGAGAUACAAGGUUUUCUUCCAACAACCGUGAUAUUUUUGUACUGUAUAUAACUUACUCGGUUUUAUUUUUUUUUAGAUUUUUGAAGCAUUUAAUUACAAAAUAUGGUAUAAUGUUUUAAAAUAUAUUUGUAAAGACUCAAUUUGAGACCCACCUGUCUUCCUUUUUUUAUAUGUAUACUGUUUUGUCCUUUUGUGGCACAGUGGGUAGCACCUUUCACUCACAGUAAGAAGGGCCUGGGUUUGAUUCCCUGGCUGGGUGACCAGGGUCCUUUCUGUGUGGAGUUUCUCCCCGUGUUUCCUCCGGGUACUCUGGUUAUCUUGCAUGGUCCAAACACAUGCACUCCGGCUAAUUGGACAUGCUAAAUAGCCCCUAUGUAUGUAUGUGUGUGUGUGUGUGUGUGUGUGUGUGUGUGUGUGUCUGCCCUGCGAUGGACUGGCAACCUGUCCAGGGUGUAUCCUGCCUUCCGCCCACUGGCAGCUGGGAUAGGCUCCAGCACCCCAGCGACCCAGAAGGAUAAGCAGUUUAGAAAAUGUGUGUGUAUGUGUGUCUUUUUGGCCCUUGGCUCACCUCAAGCAUUGGACUUUGCUACCGCAAGAUAAAAAGUUUGGGCACCACUGAUCUAAUAGAACAAUUCUUUUUUAUUACAUGUAAUUUUCAUACAUGAACUGACAAUCAAAUUUGAAUUUUGUUUUGUCACACUAAAUGGAAUAUGUCGUUUUCUUCUUGGCAAAGGCAGCUGGUGAAUGUCAGAUCAUUAUCGUUUGAGCAGUUUAUUUACACACUUCUGCAGCUUUGCACCCAAAAUGCCUUUGAACUUUCUGAUUUUACAAACCAUCAGUAAAGCUCUCACAAGCUCUCCAACAGCAUUGUAAGAAAAACAGUCUUAAUACAGUCUGGACUCCUUCUCCAGGCUUUCUCCACACAAAUAAGAGUCUAUCAUAAGUUUGAUGUUGUGCUGAGUGUUUCUCUCCGAUCAUUUUGGUAAACAGUUUCUGGAGUACCUAAAGAACUUCAUUAAAGUUUACCUGUGGUUAAAAGG
Pygocentrus nattereri (red-bellied piranha) is the source of this 2717-nucleotide messenger RNA. Its product is annotated as polymeric immunoglobulin receptor-like. The transcript has 9 exons. Bases 36 to 1010 code for a protein of 324 amino acids. Lineage: Eukaryota; Metazoa; Chordata; Actinopteri; Characiformes; Serrasalmidae. The record is from RefSeq and is a predicted model, not a curated record.